AUGUCGAUAUUUGACCCAUCCUUGGAAACUAAGGGGAUAACAGGGAUCAAAGCAUUGAAGAAGAAAUUCCCUGGAAACACACCUAUCUAUGUGGUCUUCAAUCUUGUCAGCCCGCUAUUGCCUAGCAAAGAUUAUACCCCAAGAAUCAUAGCUGUUCCUCACGCUAUCGCCAAACUUGAAGACCGAUCUAUAUUGUUAAUAACCAAGGACCCCAGCACACCCUAUGCCCAUCUAAAUGAUCGAGGGCAACCUACAGAAGAUGUUUUCAACGCCAUUUAUUCUUUCAAACGUCUUCGCAGUGAAGCCAAAAGACAUAGCAACUUGGUGAAGCUAUUUAAAGAGUACGACAUCGUGGUUGCUGAUUUCCGGAUCCACAAAUUUCUUCCUCUGGUGCUAGGUGAAGUUUUCUACGUCAAAAACAAGAAAAUUCCUUUCAAGAUUCAAAUGGCCCGGCCCCUGCCAACGGCUGCUCUUACAAAGGAUAAAACCAACAAGUUCAAAGAUCUGCGAUGUGAACCGAAGUAUGUUCGACACCAGAUCAAGCUUAUCGCCGAGAACACGUACUUCAUACCACCCGCCCAAGGCAAUUGUAUGGUGGUGAAAGCAGGCCACUCGAACAUGCCAGCUGAUCACAUUAUAGCCAACAUUCGGGCAAUUAUCGACUAUUUGACCAAUCAAAAGUUUCGUCCUGUUGGUGGGCUUGCCGAAGCUAAUAGCAUUGAAAGUAUUUUUGUAAAAACAUCGGAUAGCGUCAGUAUUCCCGUUUUUGUCAAGGAGAAGGUGGAUGACGCUGAUCAACAAGACGAUAGCGAUUUUGAUUUCUAG
Diutina rugosa is the source of this 825-nucleotide messenger RNA. RefSeq lists its product as uncharacterized. The coding region runs from base 1 to 825 and encodes 274 amino acids. The record is from RefSeq and is a predicted model, not a curated record. The transcript has a single exon. NCBI's taxonomy places the organism in Eukaryota, Fungi, Ascomycota, Pichiomycetes, Serinales, Debaryomycetaceae.